AUGGCACAUCAACAACUUGGAGCUGCAAGCAGUCAUUUUAAGCGGUUCGAGCACUGGGUGCCUCUGUUGCGGAACACCAGGCUCCUGAUAAGCGUCGGACAAUUCCACGGUGGUGUGGUUGAUUCACAAUCAGGGAGCGACCAGGUCAAACAGUUGUUGGAGCAGGCGUUCCAGCUGGCCAGUCUCCUGGGCGACAAUGGCAUCAGCGCCAGAGCCCGACACAUCCCAGGGUGCAAGAGCGUUUGGCAGGCGCUCUCUCAAGGCCGGGCAAACCGUCUCCAACAGAGUGGAUGCUACAUCCAGAAGCGUUCAAACUUCUUUGUCACAGUCACGGCCGCCCUCUGGUCGACCUGUUUGCGACUUCGCUUCAACACACAGCUGCCGUUAUGCGUGUCUCCGAUUCAGAUCCAGCGGCAUGGCGAUUCGGCGCCAUGUCGCUUGUCGUGGGAGGGUCUGGGCGUAUGCGCCUUUCCACCACCAGUUCUGUUGCCAGCGGUAAUAGCAAAGGUCAGCGGACAGAGGCGAUUAGGUCUGCUUUUGGUCGCCUUGGUGGCCAGCCAGAACCUGGUUCCCCAGAUCUGCGCCGUCUCGCCCGAAGAAGUCCGCAACAGUUACCAGACUGGCCUCACCUGCUCAGAGCAUCCCCAAAGUAGACAGACCUCCACGUCACGUUCUGAGGAACAGCAGCUGCUUUGUCCCGUGAGGGCACUUAAGAUUUAUAUUGCCAAGUCAUCUUCCAGGAGGCAGUCUCGUAGAGACUGUUCAUCCGACAUUGUCUUCUGUGGCCAAAGCUAUGCUCUGGUGUAUCGGCUAGGAGGUACAUCUAGUGAUGCGACGAUACUGAAGAUAGAAAACGGCAUGUACCGAGUGUGUUCAUCCACUGCAGACAAUCAGUUCGGAGGCAACCAGUUCACUGAAGUCCUGCUCAAAUAUCUUGCUAUGGAAUUUAAAAGACAGUACAAGGCUGAUGUGACUGAAAACAAGCGCUCUGUUACCAAGCUACGCCUCGCUGCCGAGACCUGCAAGCAUGCUCUGUCCACUCUGGGUAAUGCCAAGUGUGCAGUGGAGUCUCUCUACGAUGGCAUGGAUUUCCAUCAUGGGGUUUCAAGGGCCAGGUUUGAGAGUCUCUGUACCAACCUCCUCCAGCAGGGCAAUAGCCUCAUAGAGAAGUGCCUCACUGAGGCAGGGCUGAACAAGACAGACAUCAGUAAAGUGAUUCUGUGUGGGGGCGGGGCCAAGGUACCGAUUGUGCAGAAAUCUGUGGCUGACACUGUGAAAGGGGCCGAGGUGCUGACCUCCAUAUCUCCAGAUGAGGUCAUCGCCAUGGGAGCAGCUAAAGAGGCAGCAUUCCUGGUUGGGAAAGAGAUUGAAGAUUUGAAAGAUCAUGAAGAGCACACUCAAGCCAGAUGUCUCUCAAGCUGUGUCUGUGUGAAGGUGUCGGAUGAUCCCGAGACGGACAACCUGAUCACAUCGCUGCCAAAGCUGAGCCUCAUUCCGUCCAGGAAGCAGCACACUUUCACACUUGCCGACGCCCAGGACAACUUCAGUAUGGAGGUGUAUGAGGCCAGCGAUCCACCCACACUACAAAACUCAUCCCUCCUUGCCAGGAUAGUGAUGCGAGAUCUUCCUACGCCCAGCAGUAUACAAGCGAACUUCCAUCUUAGAAGAGAGGGAACUCUCCACGUCACGUGCCAAGAGCUGACAUCAAAUAGGGAAGAGAGUGUCACGAUUGGCAUCAGCUGAUAACAUGGCUAACGUGCAAGCAUUAUGUGACGAAUACUUCCUGUGCCAGUAAAUCAAAUAUCAACAUGUGGUUAUGUUGGAUGUGUUGUCCGCCACUGUUGCGUAUGAUGAAUGGCAAACAUUCUAACUUCAUAUUACGAGAUUAACAUUUUCAUUU
Haliotis rubra (blacklip abalone) is the source of this 1900-nucleotide messenger RNA. Its product is annotated as heat shock 70 kDa protein 14-A-like. Gene Ontology annotation, biological process: protein refolding; cellular response to unfolded protein. Gene Ontology annotation, molecular function: ATP binding; heat shock protein binding; misfolded protein binding. The coding region runs from base 1 to 1743 and encodes 580 amino acids. Gene Ontology annotation, cellular component: cytoplasm; ribosome. Lineage: Eukaryota; Metazoa; Mollusca; Gastropoda; Lepetellida; Haliotidae. The transcript has 10 exons. The record is from RefSeq and is a predicted model, not a curated record.